This is a messenger RNA of Geodia barretti, 525 nucleotides long. The record is from the annotation of a GenBank genome assembly. NCBI's taxonomy places the organism in Eukaryota, Metazoa, Porifera, Demospongiae, Tetractinellida, Geodiidae.
AUGUUGAACACGCGGUCUAAGAUCGUCAAUGGGUCGGGUGUAAAAUUUCCUGAUGGUGCGCUCGGUGUCCGGUUCGAUGGCGUCAACUUCGCCUACGUACCUGAGGAACCCGUUUUACGAGACGUUUCGUUCACCCUGGCGCCCGGACGGGUGUUGGGACUCAUCGGACGAACCGGUAGCGGGAAGACGACGAUCUCCCGACUGCUCUUCCGACUGUACGAGCACAGUAGCGGACGGAUUACUCUCGGGGGCGAGGACACUCGCGGAGCGAGGCUGCGCGAGUUGCGGGACAUGAUCGCUUUGGUGACGCAGGACGUCCGGCUCUUCCACGGUACGAUCCGCGACAAUCUGACGUUCUACGACACAACCGUGCCGGACGAGCGUUUGUUGGAGGUGGUCAGCGAUCUCGGUCUCGGAUCGUGGCUGCGGGAACUCCCGAAUGGUCUCGAUACGGAAUUGCAGACCGACGGUGGAGACUGUCCGCCGGCGAGGCACAGCUUCUCGCAUUCGCUUGCGCUUUCCUGA